GAGCCAUUACGCAACUGCUGUGAAAGCAUCCCAGAGACUCUCUAGUGACGGCGAAUCGGAUGUAACUUCAUUUUCGAGUGGUACAGCUCAAUAAUUUAGAAUCGUCAUUGGGUUGCAGCAUCAAAUAAAAAAAAUUCAAACCAGUUCGAGGGACACAGAAAUCGAGUUAUGAACGCUGAAAUACCCUUCCGUUUUCUGUUUUUGUCAUAACUCUGCCGGUAUUUGUUGUUUAUGUGAGAACUCAACCGCCAACUGUUUGAAGGGAUUUUGUAAGAGCCGCAACGUCGCACGGUGAAAAUGGUGAAGAUAGCGUUACAAAUCGCGUGCAGACUGGAUAAUAUCGAGAAACUGAAGCCGUCAGGACCCGACUUCAGGUGGUGCCUGAAGUUCACUUGUUCCAAUUGCGGAGAAACGUCGGACAAGUGGAGUUACGUCUCCCUGGAUGAGUCCGUUCCGGUACAACGGGGCAGUGGCGUCAAUCAUUUCGUGAGCAAGUGCAAACUCUGUCUGCGGGAAAACUGCAUGGCUAUAUUGGAAGAUUCUGUCGAGUCUUUCACUGCGGACGAUCAGGGACGGUUCAAAACAAUUGUCGUAUUCGAUUGUCGAGGAAUAGAACCCUCCGACUUCUCCGCGAGAGAAGGGUGGAUAGCUCAGGCUGCACAGGAUGGCAAGGAAUUUACUGAUGUGGACUUAAGUGAGGGCGAAUGGGAAGAUUAUUGUGAUAAAAUCAUGGAGCCUGUUGGGAUAUACGAGAUCCAGCAUAAAUUUUUGAGAAUUAAAUAGAAUAGAUUUGUGUUUUGAGUUUUACAAAUGCGAGUUUUGCAAAUCUUGGGGGACAAAACCUUAAGAUUCCUCGAGUAAAAAACCAGGAAAAUUUUCAUUUCGAAACUUAUUAUAUCAGAUAUAUUAUUUAUAUGUAUUAUUUAUUUGUUGUUUUUUCUUCUCGUUUUUUUGCUUAUGAUUUAGAAUUUUAACAUUGCAAUAACAAUUUCCCGCUCCGGGUGCCCAUGAUCUUGUUCAUACAAAUUAUGUAAUAUGUGAUCUCAAUGUGGUCCGUUAGCGAGAUGUAUCAACAUAUAUCGUUUUGUAUGUAAAUAUGUAAAGAUGCAUUUUUCCAUUUCCAUGCUUUUUAUUUUUAUUGUACUUUAUUUAAUUGAGAUGUGUAAGCAAAUUGUAAAGCUGUGAAUAUAAAACAUAUUUUGCUAACAAUAAGAUAUGUACAUUUGUUAAUAUACUUAUGGAGAAAUAAUCUAAUAAUAAUAAUAAUAAUAAAUCAAGCUAAAAUGUACAAAUUUUAUUAUUUGCAUGUAAUUAUUUGGUAAAAGGAAUUGAAUCUAAAAUAUUAUCUGUUAGAGAUUGCACUAUUAACUCACAUAAUAUAUUGACAAAAAUAUGUUUUAUUCACAGAAUUAAGGUAAAAAUAAGAGUAAACCAAUCCAACGACAUAAUAUAAUUUAUUCAUAAUCAUAUAAAAAAAAAACCAUUUUACUCCAUAAAUGGUUUAAUGCACAAGAGAUGUUGCUUGCAACAAUAAUUCCACUUUUUCUUCAAUCACAUUCGCAGUUGCCGAAAUAUAUUCUAUAUAAAAAGUCGAGUGAUUAAUGUUGCUUCGCGUUAAACAACGUAAGAUCUGUCGAGACUGUGUCAAUUUACAAAUCAAUUCAGGCAACUGCCUUAUCAACGUAAACCGUAUUGGAAUGUCGGUGUGUGUGUGUGUGUGUGUGAUCGCGUCGAACGUAUGACAAUGAUAUAUUAAUUUGUUUUACGCUUACAAAAUUAAAACAGAUUAAAAAUUAUGUUAUGUACACAGUAUUUCUCUUUUUUUUCCACGUAUAAAACUCUUCGAACAACUUUCUCACUUAACGACAGUUAGUGUACCGCGUGAGACUUUCGAUUGUGAUCGAAGUAACUCGCGCAAUUUCUCUCCACGAUGAGUCAUGAACAGAAAUCGCGCUCCUCGAAAGGGAACGCGUCCUCGUGAACACAUAAGAAAAUUAAUCACAAACGCGACUGGAAGAAAACGAAGGGAAACGCAAUGUGACUUUUCGUUUACUCGACGAUUGCCUAAUGCACUACUACUACUGCAGCUGUAUUUAUCUAAUGCUUUCAGUUACUAUGCUUCCUAAUGUCUAACACAAAUAAAUACAUCGUGUGCGUA
Messenger RNA from Ooceraea biroi (clonal raider ant), 2158 nucleotides. RefSeq names its product UPF0587 protein C1orf123. Lineage: Eukaryota; Metazoa; Arthropoda; Insecta; Hymenoptera; Formicidae. The record is from RefSeq and is a predicted model, not a curated record. Gene Ontology annotation, molecular function: zinc ion binding.